UGGUCUGUGCUUUGUCUGGUGGUAAUGGAGCCCAGUGACUUCAGUGGAGCUGUCCUGAGCCAUUCCUCUUCAUCAAUGGAGGGCAGGAGGGGAAAGAAGAGAGUGACCUCUAAAAGGAGAAGAAUAAAUAAAAAAGAAAUAUUUGGAGUGUUUCUACUGAUAAUUGUUGAUUUAAUUUGGGUUGGAUCUGCUGGACUAACUAGGUAUCUAUUUCAUCAGCAAUCUUAUGACAAGCCAUUCUUUACAGUGUAUUUCAAGACUAUUCUUUUCAUUACUUAUCUACUACCGUUUCUUUUCUGGCGUCCAUGGCAAAGGCUUUGCUGUUGUUCUUGUUGUAGAUUUUGUGACAGAAGACAAGAAGUUGAAGACAGUAUUGCUAGUGAAGGACCAGUAGCUGAUGAUGAUGAUGAUGAUGUAUUUGAUGACGAACAGAAAGACAAGUUUGAUGACAGUGGUGCAGUCAUUAGCAGUGAAUCCUCCAUUACUUCUGCUAAUGUAACUGAUGCACAAUCAUUACUUGGUCCUUCUAUAUACAAGCCACUGAGAUCUUCAGACAAUGGUCAUACAGGAGACAACUGUGUUGAAGAUGGUAGAGCAGAGCCCUCCAUUCCAUUGUCCUUAUCUCAUUCUCCAUCAAGAAGCAUUCAACAAGAAGGAAUGGCCCCUGCACUUAAUGUCACUUCAUCUCAAUCUUUUAUUAGAAGGAAGAAACUGGUCAGGUUCAGCCAAACUGUAGAAGUAAAGCAUGUUCCUAGUAUUUCAGAAUAUAAAGUUAAAAAUGAUAAAUUAAUUUUAAAUGUGACACAAGUUAUAACACUAUCAAUACCUUUUGGAUUAUUGUGGUUUUUUGCUAAUUAUUUUUAUGGGAUAGCAUUAGAUCAUCAAAGUGUUGCUGUUGUCAAUACACUGUCAAGUAUAUCAGGAGUGUUGGUACUUAUAUUAGCUGCUAUUCCUCCAAAAGUUGGUCCAAAGGAUAAAUUCACUUUAACAAAACUGAUAAUAAUAUUGACAAGUGUUGGUGGAGCUAUAUUGGUCGGAUUGGCCCAUUCACUUGAUGAGGAUAAAAAGAAUUCUUCGGCUUAUGGGUCUCUAUUUGCAGUGGGCGGAGCUGUAUUAUAUGCAGUGUACUUGGUUCUCUUAAGUAAAGUUGUACCUAAUGAGGAAAGCCUUGAAAUACCAAUGUUCUUUGGUUUUGUUGGUGUCAUUGUGUUAAUUGUGAUAACGCCUCUAGUGGCAUUUUGGGAUUUUAUUAAGUGGGAGGAGUUUGAGUUACCACCAAACAACAUGAUAUGGACACUAUUGUUGAUUAAUGGAUUUAUUGGUACUGUACUAUCUGAACUGCUGUGGCUAUGGGGAUGUCUUUUAACCUCGUCCUUAGUUGGCACAUUGAGUUUGUCCUUAGUGACACCUCUAAGUAUCACGUACAGUAUCAUCACUGGAGAGGCGUCAUUAUCACCUGGAUUCAUUAUUGGUUCGUUGCUAGUGGUUGCUUCGUUCAUUUGUGUAGCAGUUGUUAAUCACUGGAGUGGGUGGGAUCCAGUUUGGAAUUUAAUUAGAUUUAUCAUAAUUUCAUUUAAAAGUUUUCAUUUGUCUCAUACUUGGAACGAGGUAUCAAGUUAUGAGUCUCAGUCUUUACUUAGUGGAACUGAAACUGAAACUCUGUCACAAAAUGAAAGAUCAAUAAAUCAAUGAUGUAAUUAGUUUAUAUGUCUGUUACCAUACUGCAA
Molecule: messenger RNA, 1727 nt
Organism: Amphimedon queenslandica
Lineage: Eukaryota; Metazoa; Porifera; Demospongiae; Haplosclerida; Niphatidae
Product: solute carrier family 35 member F5-like
Exons: 13
Coding region: 25-1692 (555 amino acids)
Cellular component (GO): membrane
Source: RefSeq, a predicted model, not a curated record